Caenorhabditis auriculariae is the source of this 1333-nucleotide messenger RNA. The record is from the annotation of a GenBank genome assembly. NCBI's taxonomy places the organism in Eukaryota, Metazoa, Nematoda, Chromadorea, Rhabditida, Rhabditidae.
AUGCGGAGAUUAUUUUUCAUUAGUUCUACAACUCAUAUUUUCAUCUGCAUUGUUGCGAUUUUCACCCAAUCUAGGUGGGUUUCAAAGGGAAAAUUCUGAUUUUCGACGAGGAAAAUUGAUUUCAGAACCCUAUCGAAUACAGUUUCCAUGGCGUUACUUUGCAAUGGACUCUGCAAAUUUUUGGGUCCCGAAUUCUGUUUCGUGUCCUAUGUGUUGCAAUUGGUUGGUUUUUGAUAAAUUGAAAAGAUCCAAAAAAACUUGAAGAAUUUUAGCUUCUAAAAGGAUAAAAAAAAUCUCUAGCUUUGAUUUUUUCACGUUUCAUGGACCCUUCAAGACAGAGAUCCUCAUUUUUGUUCUCUUUUUUUUUUAAAAUGAUUGCUCAGAACAUAUGUAUGAGCUUUUUCAAUAAAAUCUCGGGUUUUUGUUUUUUCCAAACUUAGUUCAGUUUUCCGCUCAAAAACCUGAUGAAAACAGGUCUAGACAAUUCCAAAAAAAGGAAGAAAUCUCCCAUGGAUUCAACAGAUUUCAUUUUUUUUAUCCCCUACAUUCAUUCAAGCUCAAAAAAUAAACUCGUCAAGUUCGUUUCAGACCGUCUCGGCCACCGGAGGCCUAAUGAAUCUUCACAUUUUAUUCUACCGGUAUAUGAGUCUGACCCGUGGCCAGGACAUGUUCCGAUAUUCUCUGCGAUUUUCAUUCGUUUAUGUAGUCUUGAUGUCUCUUUGUGUGAGUUUUCACAAGUUUUUUAAUGAGAAAAAAAGGUUUCGGCACAAUUUCCAUCUUCAGACAUUUUUUUUCAAAAUCGAGAAAAAAAUGAAUUUCUUUGGUUUCUUAACCUGAACGGUUGCUUUCGCGAAAUGGCUUACGAGAAAAAUUGAUUUUUUUUGCAUCCGACUUUGAACUACUUUCGCGCAUCGGCAUUCUUCAGCAUGUAAAAAGGCCGCUCAAGCAUCCCAUUUUUCUAACCGCAACGCGACCGCGACGCGUCAAGCCAUUCGAAGGCCGUUCAAUAUGAUCAUUUUUGGUAUUUUUCAAGAGAUUAUGUUUCCAUCUGCCAAAUGACCCUCAAAUAACCAAAUUUGGUUGAGAAUUAAAAAAUUUGAAAGUCAUCGAAAAAAUGUUGAAACUCUUUCAGAUCAUCUCCUUCAUCCCGGAACAGGAUUUCGAAGCCGUUCAGGCGGAAACUCAUCGGGAACACCCCGAUUAUGACUUGAAAAGCUACAAGAACUUUGGCGGAUUUGCUAAUUCCCAUCAUUGGUGUAUGAAAACUGUUACUUGGACUCUCGUCGCCAUGUCAGUUCUCUUGCCGUCGAUCGCAAUUUCCUGGCGAAGGUGA